Messenger RNA from Sphaerodactylus townsendi, 3719 nucleotides. It is a transcript of the gene TTLL3, whose product is annotated as tubulin tyrosine ligase like 3. The transcript has 15 exons. The coding region runs from base 35 to 2698 and encodes 887 amino acids. Gene Ontology annotation, biological process: protein polyglycylation; cilium assembly; cilium movement. Gene Ontology annotation, molecular function: protein-glycine ligase activity, initiating. Lineage: Eukaryota; Metazoa; Chordata; Lepidosauria; Squamata; Sphaerodactylidae. The record is from RefSeq and is a predicted model, not a curated record. Gene Ontology annotation, cellular component: cilium.
UUGCUGUAUUUACUGGGAGCUGGCACCCAAGAAUAUGCAGGUGUGCCCAAAGUGUAAACUAGGAGGGGACAGUGAUGCUGGCGGGCGCAAGCGGCCUGGAAGAGGAGUUGGCAGGCUGAAGUCUGAAGGAGAGGCCAUCCCCAGCGCUGAAUGUAAAUGUCUGUGCCCCGUUCGCUGCCAGCCAUCCACUGUGCCCAGCACUAGCAGACGCAGGCGGGAAGACUCUCUGAUCUAUGGACGUUUGCGGCACAGCAUCAACUUCAGCCUUUCCUUCAACCCGGAACGCCUUAAGCAAGCCAGACAAUUUGUGGAGAGGGCCGUCAAGCAAAGGAAGAUCUUCAUGAUACACGGCCCUUACCCUGUGAUCCGGAAACGACUGCAGGGCAGAGGUUGGGUGGAGAGGAAGUUUCCCAAGUUGCCUAAACCUGCUAGUAAGUGUGUUCCUGUGCCUGAUGGGGAGCAGGAGGAAGAAGGAGAGGAUAGUGAUGCGCCGGAGGAUGAUGAAGAAGAAGAAGAGGAAGAUGAACCAGACGAUGAUGCUGACGGCACCUAUAGCCUCAUGUCAAGGUUGGUUCGUAACCAGAUCCCCUACUUCAUCUGGACCAACCGGCGUGAAGUCAUUGACUGCCGCGUCCUGCGCAAGGACCAGAUGAUGAAUCACUACGCCAAGGCUGGUACCUUCACCACCAAGGUAGGACUGUGCCUUAAUCUGCGGAAACUGCCAUGGUUUGACCAGGCCGAUGCCGAUACGUUCUUUCCACGUUGUUACCGACUGGGAGCUGCAGAUGAAAAACAUGCCUUCAUUGAGGAUUUCCAGCUCACUGCAGCCAGGAGCCUUCUCAAAGUGGUGAUGAGACGAUAUUGGCGUGAAUCCACCUUAACUGCAUCGCUGGAAACGAAUGAGGAUGAGUUUGUGGAUGGCAAAAAGUCUCCUGAAGUCAAGCCAGGCCACAAGAGAAAGCCUGUCCUCUCACCGCGCUUGCUAGAGACGGCCAUCCGUGCCUGUGAGGAGCACUUGAGCAGCUUGAAGCACCAGGACAUUGACAAAGAGGUUGGAUCUCCUCUGGUGAUGACCAAAGCGCACUGGGAACAGUUUCUACAAGGCUACUAUCAGGUAGUCCACGAGGGAGCGCAGAUGAUGCAGACGGGCAGCCACGUUGAAAAGUGUGACGAUAUCCUGAAUCGGCUGGCAAAAGUGGUUCCACAGCUGGACAUGGAAGGUGACAAAAGCAUUUGGAUUGUAAAGCCAGGAGCCAAGUCCCGGGGCAGAGGCAUAAUGUGUAUGGACCACUUGGAGGAUAUUGUGAAGCUGGUGGAUUGCGACCCCAUGAUUGUCAAGGAUGGCAAAUGGGUGGUGCAGAAAUACAUCGAGACGCCGCUGCUCAUAUUCGGCACAAAAUUCGACCUCCGUCAGUGGUUCUUGGUAACUGACUGGAACCCACUCACCAUCUGGUUCUACCGGCAUAGCUACAUCCGCUUCUCCACGCAGCCCUUUUCCCUACGAAACCUGGACACCUCCAUCCAUCUCUGCAACAACUCCAUCCAGAGGCACUAUGAAAACUCGCAGAACCGCCACUCUGGCUUGCCCCCUGACAACAUGUGGUCGUCAGAGCAGUUCCAGGCCCACCUGUGGCAGAUGGGGGUCCCAGAUGCCUGGUCCAAGGUAAUCGUGCCGGGCAUGAAGGCCGCCAUAAUUCAUGCCAUGCAGACGUCGCAAGACCUGGUCGAGUUCCGCAAAAACAGCUUUGAGCUCUACGGCGCAGACUUCCUGUUUGGAGAAAACUACCAGCCGUGGCUGAUUGAGAUCAACGCCAGCCCGACCAUGGCAGCCUCCACGGCCGUCACCAGCCGCCUGUGUGCCAGCGUGCAGGAGGACACGCUGCGGGUGGUGAUCGACCGCAAAUGUGACCGCAGCUGCAGUACAGGGGGCUUUGAGCUCAUCUACAAGCAGGCGGCUGUGGAGGUACCCCAGUAUGUUGGCAUCAAUCUUUUGGUCGAAGGCUCCACCAUCAAGAAGCCUCGAACUGUGUGCCAAAGAAAUCCCACGUCUGAGGACACAAAGAACACCAAGGGGAAGGAGCAACCCAAGACCCCUAAGAUUUGUUACCAGCGUGGAAGUCACGGGAACCCCCAGGGCCCAACCCCAUGCUGGGCAGCAGCAAACAGCAAGGCAGUGGCGCCGGCAAGCCCUGGGAAAGAGAACCAAGUCAGAGAGACUUCCCCGGCCAGCCAGGUGGCCUCCUCAACCUCUGCCGUGUUGAAGCUUCCCAGCAAGCUGAAGCCGGAACCGCGCAGAAGGAUACUGAUGGCGCACAGCAUUGCUUCCACCGUCGCUAUCCCGGGGGACAUGCUGUUGCGGCCAGUGCAGCUCUGUGCCAAAUCCCGCUCUCAGAAGCUGACCGUAAACCUGAAGGAGUCCACCAACCGUCCUGCCAAGAUUGCUGGUGUGUUUUUGCGGGUGACCGGCAAGGCAGCCCAGAUGCCAGGCCGUGCUGUGCCCCGCAGGCUUCCCUGCCUCUUCUGCAAGGAUGGAAAGGCCUUGGCCAGAGCGCAAAUGGUGUGCAGCUGCUCCAGUUCGCUUCCCAAACUCCGCUUCCACGUGAGGGUCAACUCUUGCCAGGCGUACAGGGAUUCGCUGAGGGCUCCCAGGACGCAGCUCUUCCCCCCUCUUCUGCCCUCGGAAGCUUUGCUUGACUAAACUGUCCCGCGUGAGGGGAAAUCCAAGAGAGUUUCCACUAAAAACAUCUUGCCGCUGCAGUCAGUAGCUGCAAUGUCACCGCUGCCUGUUCAGAUGAACCUCCUCCUCCCAGCACAGUUGCCAGUGAGCUUACCUGAGUUAACAGCUGCUGUCCUGCACCUGCCACCAACCUUUGAGAAAACUUCCACUGAACCGUGAUCAUGACACCACAUGGCAGAUUUCCUGCAAACUGAAUUCGUCCGGAGGUGGCUGAGCCUGUGACUUCAAUCCGCUAAUAAUUUAGGAGGGGGCUCAGCAGGGGUUGAGUUUAGAAAUACACCUACUAGAGUUUUGGGCCUGCUGAGAAGAUCUCUAGCGGGUCACGGAGUACCCAAGGUUGACUGGGAGUUCUUCAGCUUUCGCAGCACAGACAUCAGCAAGGAGACUUUGUGGUGCCUCUGGGUUUUACCUUUUCCCUCGUGUGCCUGGAUAGCUUUCCUGAAGUCUUUGCUCUCUGGCCCUGGGAAAGGAGCACUUUAGAGACACUGUCCUCCUUCACGCACCCAAGGAAGUGGGAGACUCAAAGCCUGAGGGGCUGACCCAAGCGAGAGAGCCAAAGCAAAAGACGACAGCGCUUCACCCGUUAGAAUCAUGCCAUAUCUAUCUGUGCAAAGAAAGAGGAAAACAUGCUUUCCAAGAGAUAAAAUGUGCGUUCCUUUUGCGCCGUCUCACGUGGCAACCCCGUAAGCCACGUUUCUCAUCCUCAGCAGCUAGUGGUCUGUGGGGCAGGGCAAACAGGCUGGUUUGGGGCCUAAUCGUCCCCCACUUCCGUUGCUAAGACUCAGGCGAGGGCAUCUGUAUGGAGGGACUGGUUGCUGUGGUUACGCUCUGCAUCUUGUUGACAGUCUGUUUAAGAGAGUGGGGACAGGCCUGGCUUUCUACCUUCUAACACUUCUUCAACACCCCUCUCCAGUGAAGCUGGUUGCUGCUCGGGCUGUUAAACAUGAAUGAUAAUCUCAUACAUAAACAGAUACGGGCUUCA